This is a messenger RNA of Platichthys flesus (European flounder), 1442 nucleotides long. RefSeq lists its product as uncharacterized. Bases 175 to 834 code for a protein of 219 amino acids. The transcript is spliced from 2 exons. The record is from RefSeq and is a predicted model, not a curated record. Lineage: Eukaryota; Metazoa; Chordata; Actinopteri; Pleuronectiformes; Pleuronectidae.
CAACUACAAACAAAUCAAACUGCACAACUGCUGCGCUCAGUCCGACUUUAACACUCAGUACUUAUGCUAUUUGUUACUUCAGAGUGAUCAACAUUACACAACGCUGGACUGGUAAUUUGUCUAAGUACAAUCUUUAUUUUUCACUUUUAGUUUCAUUAUUAUUGCGAUUUCUUGAUGCGUCACUGCAGCAGCAUAAACAUAGGGUCAGCUGAUCUGCUGGAGGUUGAGUUUAAAACCCUGCGACACACUUGCUGCUGCCACACACUGACGAUGAAGGCGUCAGAGGUCAUGGGGCCCCACCGGGCUGAAGCCGGCUCCGUCCUCUCUGUGAUCAAACCCACCAGACACUUCAUAUGGAUUUCAAUGUGUCACCUGUUCAUCUUGACUCAGAUGUCUGCCUCCUUGUUCGUGUCUACUGCUGUGUUCAUCCGCUCGGACGACUUCUUCAUCAGCCCCUUUCGAAUGUGUCUAACACACGAAGACGGUGAAGUGCGCCUCUCUCCUUUGUGUGGAGCUGAGAUUGAGAUAACCAUUAACCCCCUCUUAGCAGUGGUUAUCUUGGGUUUGUUAAUUCCUGUGGUGCUGGUGCCCUUUUCCCUGUUGGCCGUUAUGUUCGCGGCCUACACCAAGGACGGAUCCCUGCUGUGGGUUAGCGUGCUCUGUCAGGCUGCGUCAAGCCUCCUCAUGCUGACCGGCAUCAUCGGGUUUUUGUUCCUCAAUCUGCCGUUUCUGGCCUGGGAAAACAUGACCAUCUGGUUUCACAACUGUGUGGCCGUGCAGGUCGAGCUGGUGAUCACCACUGUGCUGACCCAUGUGUUGAGGAGGAGGCUAUAGUCCGACUGGUCUGACUGGAAGUAGUCGCAUCCAAACUGUCCCUGCUUCAGCUUUACCUAAGUGUGCAUGAAGAUUGAAAAAAAAGGACGUGAUUUUCAUCUGUGAAAAUCAGAAGGAAAAAAUGAAUAAUCAACCCACCAACCAACAAGCAAAUUUGAGUGGAACUAUUAUCAUAACAUUAUUGUUCGACCUUAGUUGCAACAUGCAACUUCACCACUGGAUGUCACUAAGUUCAACACACUGAACAUUUAAGCUAAUGAAAACCAAAGCAGUUAUGACUUAUUAAUUAUGAAUCGUUGAAUUCCAUUUUUGUUAAAUCUGUGUUUUCGAUUUCCCUCAUACAAUGACUGUGCAGUAUUGUGGUCAGUAUAUUUCAUUUUCACAUUGUUCAGUGCUUUGUUUAUGGAAACCUCAGAAUAUUUCAGCUUUGAUUUCUCAACUUAACAUCUGCAGUGAUUUAUUGUGACAUUAACACGGAUGAAAAAAAGUUGAAGAAAUGCUGAAUUUGAAUAUGAAUAAGUAGAAGUUCUAGUGACACUAAAUACUCAGGGAUGCUGCGUUUAUAUCAUAAUCUGUGCUUAAUAAACAUCUUUUACUGAAUUGAAAAA